Messenger RNA from Girardinichthys multiradiatus, 5431 nucleotides. It is a transcript of the gene chka, whose product is annotated as choline kinase alpha. The transcript is spliced from 12 exons. The record is from RefSeq and is a predicted model, not a curated record. Gene Ontology annotation, molecular function: ethanolamine kinase activity; choline kinase activity. Lineage: Eukaryota; Metazoa; Chordata; Actinopteri; Cyprinodontiformes; Goodeidae. Gene Ontology annotation, cellular component: cytoplasm. Gene Ontology annotation, biological process: phosphatidylethanolamine biosynthetic process; CDP-choline pathway. Bases 283 to 1539 code for a protein of 418 amino acids.
UCACUGAUCCUCUGCGCAUCUCCAAGCCUCGAGUCAUUCUCUGCAAUUAAAGGCUCGGCUUCGUCGUUUAUCUCUGAUAUUUGCGUUCUAUAACAUUUUAAAAUCGACACUACAACUAAUAGUAGUAAUAAAUAAGACAAAGAGAGCUUUACUACUCUGCUUUUGAUAUACAUUUCGUGAAAUAGCCGAAUUAUAUACACCUGCGACACAAUCCAAACCGUCGUAGAGACUGCGCUGUUUUCCUUGCUUCUUUUUAAUAUCUUUAUAGAAAAAUUAACAAGCAUGAAAACCAAAUUUAUCAACGGGGUAUCGUCUUCCCCUUCUAUGUCGCUGGGCCUUCUAGUGACUGAGAACGCCCUACAUGUCCUGCCCGACACCCAGGAGGACUCUAAGGAUCUGGUCCGCCCCGACCAGCCGGACCUAGAGACCCGACGCAAGGCUUAUCUGUGGUGCAGGGAGUUUCUGCACGGAGCCUGGAAAAGACUGGCCGAGGAGGACUUCCAGAUCACCAUCAUAAGGGGUGGUCUGAGCAACAAGCUCUUUUUAUGCAGUCUCCCCGACAGCCUGGACUCAGUCGGGGAUGAGCCAAGGAGCGUCCUGCUGCGCCUCUAUGGGGCCAUCCUGCAGAUGUUCUGUAAUAAAGGGGACUCCCGACAGUCAAACAAAGAGAAUCACUUCCAAGGAGCAGAGGCCAUGGUUCUGGAGAGCGUGAUGUUCGCCAUCCUGGCUGAGAGGGAGCUGGGACCAAAACUUUACGGCAUUUUCCCUCAGGGACGCCUGGAGCAGUAUGUCCCCAGCCGGAAACUGGACACCUGUGAGUUAAGCGACCCCAGCAUCUCCGCUGAGGUUGCACAGAAGAUGGCCAGGUUUCAUGGGAUGAGGAUGCCCUUCAACAAGGAGCCAAAGUGGCUGUUUGGGACCAUGGAGAAGUACCUGAACCAAGUCGUGAGGCUGAACUUUACCAGAGAGUCCCAUCUGCGGCGCUUUAACCGCUUGCUCGCCUACAACCUGCCACAGGAGAUAGAGACCCUGAAAUUGCUGCUGGAGUCCACCCAUUCCCCUGUAGUGUUCUGCCACAAUGACUGCCAAGAAGGAAACAUCCUGCUCCUGAAGGGCCGCCACAGCUCAGACAAACAGAAGCUGAUGCUAAUUGACUUUGAAUACAGCAGUUACAACUACAGAGGCUUUGAUAUCGGCAAUCAUUUCUGUGAAUGGAUGUACGACUACAACUGUGAUGAGUUUCCCUUCUUCAAAGUUGAUGCUCAGAACUACCCUUCAAAGGCCCAACAGCUUCACUUCAUCGAGAGCUACCUGCAGGAGUCUGACCAGGGUUUUGACAACCUGAGCGAAGAGCACCAGAUGAAGCUGAAAGAGGAGCUGUAUGUGGAAGUCAACAGGUUCUCACUUGCAUCUCACUUCUUUUGGGGCUUGUGGUCCAUCAUCCAAGCAAGGCUGUCAACCAUUGAGUUUGGAUACCUGGAGUACGCAGAGGCCAGGUUUGACGCUUACUUCCAGCAGAAGAUGAUCUGGGCUGCCUAAUGUAGCAGGACAACUGGGUGGUUUGACGAUACAUUGAGCCAAAAUGUCAGCAAGAGGACAAAAAGCUGAAAAAGAUUCAAAGAUCCACUCAUUACCUACACUCCCCACCUAAGGGGAAUUUGCUGCCUCCUGUUGGUGUUUUAUUGACCAAAGCCAAAACCUAAUCCCGUGGCUAGGCUCUUGAAAUACACCUCCCAAUCAAUCGCAGCUCAAAGUUUACAAUGUAGCUACACAAAGGCCAACUGAAAAAGGAAAGAAGACAUUGACUUUGACUAAAAUGCAAUACCGCUCAGAUGUCCUCUCUGCUUCUGCUGGACCUUAUCGCUAGCAUGACGAGUUUGAGUAGGUGAAUGGCAGAUUUCGAGCUACUACUAGAGCGGAAAUGUUAACAUUGCAUCAAUGUGUAUGUAUAGAUCAUUCCCUGAAGGAGAUGUUCUGUGGGAAAGAACCAAAACGCAGACUACUCUGCGUAGUUUUGCUCACUGUGGCAGCCAGUUGCUAACGUUGUAUGUUAUAACAUAUUAUGUAGAUUUCAGUGUGCCAGCAGAACGUUACUCAUUGGUUGAGUGGGCAGGUGAAAUCAUGAAAUGAUUUAUAGGUCUGAUUUUCUGUACGCACUUGCUGUUUGAGUGACUUCGUUUCUUUAUUUGGGUGUGUUUGUCUUUGUCAGGCCAGACCAUUUUAAAGACGUGAAUAUCUUCCACCAAAUGAUAUUCAAAUACUCAUCAGGUAUAUCAGCUUAUGCGUAUGCCUGAGUCUUCGUGACAUCUUUACUAAUGUUACUCACAACUUUAUAUUUUAUAAAACAGAGGUUUGGAGUGUUGAAAGUGUGAUCUGAUUUAAGUGACCAGUAAAUACACAUUUCUGUACAGUUUGCUGAGCCAAAUACCUGAGCAUGUUUUUAUGAACGUUGCUGCUAAAUUCCACAUUGGCAAUUGUAUACUAAAGACAGCUUUAUGUGCACACGACAUCGGUUCUUUAUUUUGAUAAUGGAUUUUGGUGAUCGGUCACUCGUGUGUUGGCACAAGUGCCUGCUACCACGCUGCCUCGUCAAUGUACUCUUCAUCCAGAAUAAUGACGCAGGCGGUUGAGUCAUGCAUCAAAGCUUAUUUGUUUUGCACAAAUUACUGCAGUGAAAGUUCUAAAUAAUUACUGUGACAAAGAGGUAUUUGAAAGACUUUUACAAUUUAGAGACAUAUGAAAGUCCAAUUACAUAUUAUAAUCAGUGUUUUCAGUCAUGGUAAAAAUUGUACUUUAGGGGUCGUUUAACAAUGCAUAUCAUCACAGGAAAGGUCAAAUGUUUUCUCAAGUUUACCUCAACUAUUCCCUGUUAAGACCUUUAUGGACAAACAUCUAAAUGGUGAAAUAGGAGAUAAUUAUUCACUGCAUCAUCCAUCAGACACCAAUCACCUAUGACUUUUGCCUUGGCUUUAAUUCAAUGUAACAACUUGAUGUUUAGGUUCUUUUUUUUAUUCUUUUGUUAAUACUCUGUGUUUUAUUAACUAGGCUUGCUUUUUACAUGGUUACUACCAUGUUAAAGUUUGUUUCCAUACUUCAUUUUUCCUUAAUCAAAGACAAACAUCUAAAUUUCUCCCAAUUAAGGAGUUUUUACAUUACUCUAUGUCUAAAUGGCAUCCUUUUUGAUUUUUGCCAUAUAUUUUUAGAUUAACAUUUCAACCAUGAGUAUUUUCCUUUUUAAAUAAUGUGUAUAAGCAUACUUCAACAAAAAGCAAAACAGGGAUAUGUCUACUAAUUCUUAGACCCAAACUGAAUACUGAUUGUAAACUGGACCUGUGUUUCUUAAACUCUAAUUUUAUCAAACAUGCAAGGGGGGAAAGGCUUUUUUAUCAUUUUCACAAACUGAAUAAAUAAAUUCAAGUUGACAAAUUGUGCUUUGUAAAAUCUGUAUUUAAUGAAAAAUAAUCCUAUUGUAAUGUUAUCGAGUUUGAAACAGAACUCAUCCAAUUAAAUCCACCCCCUAAUUUUGACCACAUUGACAAAAUUAAUGAUGAUUUAAAUUUUCCCCAACUUAAAUCGACUGCAUUUUUAAUGAUCAUUAAAUAAAGCAACAGAAAAAGCUAAUCAUAAUGUAUAAAAGUGGUACAAACUAACUAGCAUAGCAUAACUGUUGAUAAACACUACAUCACUGAUUUUAUUCUGUUAUACCUCUGUCCUUAUAGGGAAUAUUCAUUAUGGAAAGUUCCUGUAUUUCCUUUUUGUUUUACAAUUCAAAGUUUUUACCAACUUUGUGAGAUUUUUGAUUGACUUUAUUUGAGACAUGCAUGUUGACAGUUGCUAAUGCUAGUCUAAAAUCCCAUUCCAUUAAAACCAGCUAACACACUGUAAAAACAAAUGCAUCAAACUUGAUGUGUGCAAGGUUUAAGCGUGUACUUAGUAUAUCAUUUGCUGCUUGGUGUCAGAUUUCUGGUCAUUUUCAGGCAAAGUGAGCUAAGCUAACCUUCAUAAAUAAAUUACUGUUCUGUAUCUUAUUAUCUGUGAAUAACUGGGGUGUAUUUGGGGGCUCACCAUCAAAAAAGCUGAGUUAUGAAAGUUGCAAUAAUUGAAGUAAAAGCCUUACAGCACUGUGAAGCAUAAUACUAAAACGGUCACUACACAGGAUACUGAAACCAGAUUUGAACAUCUAUUGUGGCACUUUUGAAAACUUGUGAAAAAAAAAAAAGAUUUCUGAACUGUGACUUUUGAGUUGUUUAAAUGUUAGUUUUACUUUUGCUUGUGUAUUUAUAUUUACUUUUUAAUGUGUUUAAUUUGUAGAUUUAUUUUUAUUUUGAUACAUCAGACUUGACGUCCACCAUCAGAAUGUGCAAAGGGUUGUGCUGGACAGAUUUUCUAUUUUUUAUGUUACUGGUACAUUUUUUUGUUGUUUAGUGUAUCACUUCUUCAAGCUAAUCUGAUGUAUCCCAGUCUUAUAGACAUCACCUUCCAUUUCUUUAUGUUUCACUUGUUAUUACUAUGUUUAAUUACAAAAAAACUAUUUUUAAAAACAUGUUGAUGUACACAUCAACAUGUUUUUUUAAAUGCUACAUUCCAUACAUGUUUUCUUUAUGUGGGAUUACACAUAAACAAACCUACAGACCUAAAGCCUGGCUCUAACGGUUCUUUCAGUAAAACUGUAAUUAGACCCUGGUCGCUGAACAAACACACCCACCCUGUAAAUAUUUAAUAUAAUAUUCACUAACAAAUAUGUAGAAAAAUUAUUCCAAGAUAAUUAAUGAUCAUUAUUGCUGAUGUACAAUGCUGUGAAAAUUAUUUCCCCCAUACAGAUUGUUUCUACUUUUGCUUGUUUGUCUUUUAAUAUUUCAGAGCCACCUAAACCUAAUAACAGGUUGUGCCCACUCUUCUUUGCAGAAAUGUUUUAUUUCAGCCACAUUGCAGCGUUUUCCAGCUAAAUAGCCUGUUUAGGGUCAUGCCACUGCAUUUCAAUUUGAUUUGAAUUUGGACAUUUGACUUUGACUAUACCACUCUGAAACCUUUUUUUAAUUAUUUUUAACUUUUUCAAAUAGGGCCAUGUUGGUUUAGAUAGCCUUUUUCCUUAGAAGUUAAACCAUCAACUGCUUUGUGUUUUUACUCAGGCAUUUUUGUCUGAUAGUAAAAUCAGAUCUGGAACAUUUAUGUGUUAACCCAAAAUAAAUCCGUAAGGGGGCAAAUACUAUUUCAAUGCGCUGUACAUUAUGGCGUUGUUCUAUUCCUUCAUGGCAACAAAUAUUCAAUGAUUUUACUCACCUUUGUUAUCUAUGCAUCUAUAAGUGAAUGCAUAUGUACUUACAGCAACUUGCAACCGCUUUGUAAUCAGAAAGGUUUUUGUUAAACUGCAGCAGCACUGAAAUGACUGUAAAUCUAUGCUUUGCACAAAUAAAAAAACCGAAAAGAUUGA